CGUCGUGGUCGCCACGGAGUGGGACUACAGCUCCCAGCAGCCUUUGCGCCCGCAGGGUUCUUGCCCGUCCAGAGUCUGAACAAUGGUCCCGCGGAUAAACUGCUCAAUAACUGGGGCACGUUAGGGGACAAGUUUUAUUGUUGUGCAAACAUAUGCAUUUAUCGUUUAUCUGUCUCGACAAUGUGGAUACCUACAGACAAUGAAAAAUACGGCGUCGUAAUAUCUGGCUUUCGGGGAACAGUCCCUCAUGGUUUACCGUUAGAAGUGGGGGACACAGUUCAAAUAUUGGAAAAAUGUGAUGGUUGGUACAGAGGAUUUGUUUUAAAAAAUCCAAGCACUAAGGGAAUUUUCCCCGCUGCCUAUAUUCACUUGAAAAAUGCAAAUGUCAAAAACAAAGGGCAAUUUGAAACAGUCAUUCCAACAGAAGACACUGUCAUCACAGAAAUGACAGGAACUUUACGAGAAUGGGGGAUUAUGUGGAAACAGCUUUAUGUGAAGAACGAAGGGGAUUUGUUCCACCGGCUGUGGCAUGUGAUGAAUGAACUGCUUGAUCUCCGUAGGCAGGUACUCGUGGGGCAUCUAACACAUGACCGGAUCAAAGAUGUAAAGCGGCACAUUACAGCUCGCCUGGAUUGGGGAAAUGAGCAGCUGGGUUUGGAUCUGGUUCCAAGGAAAGAAUUCAGUAUGGUUGAUCCUGAAGAAAUCAGUGUUACAGAAUUGUACAAAUUGAUGGAGCACAGACAUCGAAAGAAGGAUACCCCCAUACCAACGAGCACCCACCAUCUCUUUCUCCAAAUGAAAAGUUUGAUGUGUACUAACUUAGGGGAAGAACUUGAGGUCUUCUUUUCAAUUUAUGACAGCAGGGAGAAUCAGCCGAUCAGUGAGAGAUUCUUUGUAAAGUUGAAUAAAAAUGGUUUGCCAAAAUUUCCAGAGAGAAUGGAAAGGCAGUGCACACUCUUCAUUGAUUUGGGGAGCAGUGAUCUCAGAAAGGAUAUAUACAUUACUGUUCACAUUAUAAGACUAGGUCGAAUGGCAGCAGGAGAAAAGAAAAAUGCUUCCAGCACACAAUAUCGCCGCCCAUUUGGUUGUGCAGUCCUGAGCAUUGCAGACUUGCUACAAAGUGAGAGGGACAACAGAGAUUCUAAAGAGGACCACAUGCUUAAAGUCUACAUGUGCAAUACUGAAAGUGAAUGGUACCAAAUACAUGAAAAUAUUAUCAAGAAGCUAAAUGCACGGUACAAUCUAACAAGUUCAAAUGCUGGCUUAUCUGUGGCACUGCAGCUGCUGCAUGGAGAUAUUGAUCAGAUCCGAAGAGAGUACCCAGUUUUGUUUACGAGAGGUGUGGCUAUCACCAGAAAAUUGGGCUUCUCAGAUAUUAUAAUGCCAGGUGACAUCAGAAAUGACUUGUACAUAACACUGGAGCGAGGGGAAUACGAGAAAGGAGGCAAGAGUGUGGCCAGGAAUGUGGAUGUAACCAUGUAUGUUUUAGAUAGUGAAGGGCAGGUGUUAAAGGAUUGUAUUUCACUGGGAUCUGGAGAAAUGCCAGUGAGUGAACAUCACUCAUUUGUGCUUUAUCACAACAAUAGCCCCAGAUGGGGUGAGCUGCUGAAGCUUCCAAUUCCUGUGGAUAAAUUUAGGGGUGCACACAUCCGCCUGGAAUUCAGGCACUGUUCCACAAAAGAAAAAGGAGAAAAAAAGCUUUUUGGGUUCUCCUUUGUUCCACUGAUGCAAGAAGAUGGCAGAACAUUACCAGAUGGUAUUCAUGAACUCCUGGUCCACAAGUGUGAAGAAAACACAAAUUUUCAGGAUCCUACUCGCUACCUCAAACUUCCCUAUUGCAAAGGGAACAAUCAGCCAAUUAAAGCUUCCAAGGAGACAUUUUGGAUCUCAUCAUUUCUUUGUUCUACUAAGCUCACUCAGAAUGGAGAUUUGCUAGAUUUUUUGAAAUGGAGAGCCCACCCAGAAAGAAUAUGCGACAUUCUUUCAAAAUUCAAAGAUAUCGAUGGUGCAGAAAUAGUCAAGUUUUUGCAAGAUACACUGGAUGCAUUAUUUGGAAUUUUGGAUGAGAAUUCACAAAAAUAUGGAUUAAAAGUUUUUGAUUCAUUGGUUCAUAUAAUCAAUUUGUUACAGGAUAUCAAGUUUCAGCAUUUUAAGCCAGUCAUGGAUACGUAUAUAGAGAGUCAUUUUGCAGGAGCAUUAGCCUACAGGGACCUUAUAAAAGUACUGAAACGGUACAUUGAUCGUUCAAUAGAAGCAGAGCGACAAGAGCAUAUUCAAGAUGUGCUGAGGGCACAGGAGUAUAUAUUUAAGUACAUCGUUCAUUCUCGGAGCCUAUACGCUCUUGCGACUGGUGGACAGAAUGAGGAAGAAUUUCGAAAUAGCAUUUAUGAACUAUUCCAGUCAGUGAGAUAUUUCCUUUCCAUUGAGAGCCAGGGAUCAUCCAUCAUUACACAAACUCAGGCUGUGUUUCUGAGCUCCUUUCCAGCUGUAUACUCAGAAAUGCUGAAACUGAUAGAUGUGCGAGAAGUUGCAAAUCUGGUUAGAGACACGUUGCGCAGCAUGCCAGAUAUCCUACAUGUGGAAUAUUCACUGGAAGCUGUCAAGCUUCAGUGCAUUGCUAAAACAGUAGAGAGCCAACUUUUUGCUAAUCCCGAUUCUCGCUGCAUUCUCCUACCUGUGGUUCUUCACCAUCUUCACAUGCAUUUGCAAGAACAGAAGGAUCUCAUUAUGUGUGCACGCAUCCUUAGCGCCAUGUUUUGUCUCAUCAAGAAGGAUGGCACUGAGGCAACUGUUUCAGAGGAGGUGGAUAUGCUUGUGGACAGUUUGUUGGGUAUGCUGCUGAGGACCAUAUUAGAAAUCAGCAAUAGGCCACAGCCCUCUGGACCCACAAUUCGUUUGCAAUUUCAGGAUGUAACUGGGGAGUUUGUGGCUUGUCUGCUUGCUCUGCUCAGGCAAAUGACAGAUAAACAUUAUCAACAACUUCUGGAGCACUUCACCAGCAAAGAUGAUCUCAGGGAUUUUCUGCUGCAGAUUUUUACAGUGUUUAAAAUUCUAAUAAGGCCAGAGAUGUUUCCUAAAGAUUGGACGAUAAUGCGCUUGGUUACAAACAAUGUGAUCAUCACUACGAUUCUGUAUCUCUCAGAUGCACUUAGAAAGAACUUUCUAAAUGAAAGCUUUGACUUCAAGGUAUGGGAUUCUUAUUUCUAUUUGGCAGUAAUAUUUAUCAAUCAGCCUUGUCUUCAGCUGGAGAUAUUUUCGCCAUCAAAAAGGAAGAAAGUUCUGGAAAAAUAUGGAGACAUGAGGGUGAUGAUGGGGUGCGAGAUCUUCAGUAUGUGGCAAAACCUAGGAGAGCACAAGCUGCACUUUAUUCCUGGACUAAUUGGACCAUUUCUAGAAGUAACUCUUGUACCUCAGGCAGACCUUCGGAAUGUGAUGAUCCCAAUUUUCCAUGACAUGAUGGACUGGGAGCAGAGACGUACAGGAAAUUUCAAACAGGUGGAAGCAAAAUUGAUAGACAAGCUGGACAGCUUGAUGUCAGAAGGCAAAGGUGAUGAAACUUACCGGGAGCUUUUCAACAGCAUAAUACCACUUUUUGGGCCUUACCCUAGCCUGCUGAAAAAAAUUGAGAGAGAAACCUGGCGAGAAAGUGGUAUUUCUCUAGUAGCUACUGUAACUCGCCUAAUGGAAAGGUUGCUGGAUUACAGGGACUGCAUGAAAGUGGCGGAGGUGGAUGGCAAAAAGAUCGGCUGUACAGUUAGUCUGUUGAAUUUUUAUAAGACAGAAAUAAAUAAAGAAGAAAUGUACAUCCGUUACAUACAUAAGCUGUACGAUCUGCAUUUAAAGGCACAAAAUUUCACAGAAGCUGCAUACACUCUGCUGUUGUAUGAUGAGCUCCUGGAGUGGUCAGAAAGGCCACUGCGAGAAUUCCUUCAUUACCCAAUGCAGACUGAGUGGCAGCGCAAGGAGAUCCUCCAUCUUACCAUCAUCCAGAACUUUGACAAGGGCAAAUGCUGGGAAAAUGGGAUUAUCCUUUGCCGUGAAUUAGCAGAUCAGUACGAGAGCUUCUACGACUACCGCAACCUAAGCAAGAUGAGGAUGAUGGAAGCUGCUUUCUAUGAUAAAAUCAUGGACCAACAGCGUUUGGAACCUGAAUUUUUCAGGGUCGGAUUUUAUGGGAAGAAAUUUCCAUUCUUCCUAAGAAACAAGGAGUUUGUUUGUCGAGGACAUGAUUAUGAGAGAUUGGAGGCUUUCCAACAGCGAAUGUUGAAUGAGUUCCCACAUGCAAUUGCUAUGCAGCACGCCAACCAGCCUGAAGAGACUAUUUUUCAGGCUGAUGCACAAUAUCUGCAGAUUUAUGCGGUAAUUCCCAUUCCUGAGAAUCAUGAUAUACUGCAGAAAGAAACUAUUCCUGAUCAUAUUAAGAGUUUUUAUAGGGUUAACAAUAUCUGGAGGUUCAGAUAUGACAGACCAUUCCACAAAGGAAUCAAAGACAAAGAAAAUGAGUUUAAGAGCUUAUGGGUUGAGCGGACGACCUUGACAUUAGUUCAAAGUUUACCGGGUAUCUCCCGCUGGUUUGAAGUGGAUCGGCGAGAAGUGGUUGAAAUGAGUCCACUUGAAAAUGCAAUUGAGGUGCUGGAGAACAAGAACCAACAACUGCGAACCCUAAUCACCCAGUGUCAGUCAAGGCAGAUGCAGAAUAUAAAUCCCCUGACCAUGUGCCUCAAUGGGGUCAUCGAUGCAGCAGUUAAUGGAGGACUUGCCAGAUAUCAAGAGGCAUUCUUUGUAAAGGACUACAUUCUCAACCACCCUGAAGAUGGGGAGAAAAUCUCUCGUCUGAGGGAGCUUAUGUUUGAACAGGCACAUAUUCUGGAGUAUGGCUUGGCUGUACAUGAAAAAGUUGUGCCCCAAGACAUGAGGCCAUUGCACAAGAAGCUGGUGGAUCAGUUCUAUGUGAUGAAGUCCAGAUUGGGUCUGCAGGACUUCCCUGCAUAUUCCCGCGUGAGUCCCAUACACCUAACAAACGGAAGUCCCCGCACUUGCCGGAAUCCCGCACUGGGUGCCAUAAGCCCAGAUGGAGCCAGAAUUGUCAACCGACGCAGCCCAUUAAGUUAUCCGGCAUUCAACAGAUAUUCUUCUUCAUCCUUGUCAUCUCAAGCAUCAGCUGAAGUUAGCAACAUCACUGGCCAGUCUGAAAGCUCUGAUGAAGUCUUUCAUAUGCAGGCAAGUCCAUCUACCUCAAGCUUAAGCUCCACACAUUCAGCUUCCCCGAAUGUUACAAGCUCAGCUCCAUCCAGUGCCAGAGGUUCCCCACUGCUAUCUGAUAAGCACAAACAUUCAAGAGAAAAUACAUGUCUUUCUCCCAGAGAGCGGCCUUGUAGUGCCAUUUAUCCAAUAUCCAUGGAACCAACACAGCAGACACUUACCCAGCAAAUUGGUGACUCAUGCAUGCCCCGAAGUGAUCCCAAUUUAUCUGCACCUGAAAAAGGUUCACCUGCAAAGACAUACAGAUCCUUUUCUCCACAGGCAUUUGAUACUCCACCUGCACUUCCCAGAUCUCCUCAUAAGAUAAUGGGACGUGGAACUAGUUUUGGCAAGCGGUACCUUAAGGCCUUUGUUAGUGGUUUCUUUGUUGCUGUUCCAGUUACUGUGACAUUUCUGGAUCGUGUCGCCUACAUUGCAAGGGUGGAGGGUGCAUCAAUGCAGCCAUCAUUAAACCCUCCUGGAGGAACUACAUGUGACAUAGUGCUUUUAAACCGAUGGAGUGUGAGGAACUAUGAAGUACAGCGGGGUGACAUCGUGUCUCUCGUGUCACCCAAAAACCCAGAGCAGAAAAUAAUCAAGCGAGUGAUUGCCCUUGAAGGAGAUAUCAUCAAAACUAUGGGGUACAGGAACAGAUACAUAAAGAUUCCCAAUGGGCACUUGUGGAUUGAAGGAGAUCAUCAUGGCCAUAGCUUUGACAGUAAUGUUUUUGGACCUGUUUCACUUGGACUGGUUCAUGCCCGUGCUUCACACAUCAUCUGGCCCCCCAAUCGCUGGAUGAAGUUACAAGCACAACUGCCUGAGAAACGGAGACCUCUGAUGUCUCAGGAUGAUGAAUCUGUUGAUGCAGCAUCAAGUUAGCAGGUGGCUGAAUGAAGCAAGGUUCCAGCAUGAUUGACUAGCUGUUCUUCUAAUUGCAGAAGUGCUUUGCAACAUUUCAUUACAUUGCACAUUUUACACACAUGGAAUACUUCUGUAGUGUACUCUAUCACAUAGAACAUGUUUAUUUGAUUCUUACUACUGUUUUAGUUGUAUUAGUUGCUGAUUUUGAAUAAUAUACCUGCUUUUUGAGCCAGAAAUCUGAAUUUAAAAGGAAAUGUCAGUGAAAUUCCAAUGGAGUCCAAUAACUCCAACUCCUUUUCUUCCAAUUAAGCCUUUAGGAAACAUUUGAUGUCAUCGAUAUGAUGUUAAGAUGAGGGCCCACUUUGUCAGCAUGACUGUGGAAGAACAAAAUCUUUAAAUUGUGGGCCAAAACCUAUUAUUUACUGGGUCAGAUUGCACCAAUUCAUGCUUGAAAGAACUCCUCAUGAUCCAAAUAGAUGGAAACAUGUUUAUAAACUUUAUCUGUUUCUUUCCAUCAGCUCUGACUGAACAAGAUUUUGAUCCUUUCAUUUGCCACAAAGACAUUUGUUGCUGAACUCAACCAGCACAGGUAACAGAUCCCCAUGAUGCAGGGGAAGUGGACAGAAGAUCCAGUCCACAUGUGUAGGAGUCACCAGAUAUCAGUAAAAUUGUGCCCAAGUUCCUUCUCUGACAUAAAAGAUAAGUUGUUUAGGGCCUGGACAUUCUUAGCCUAAGUGGUUGAAGCUGGUAUAAAAACAAUGUUCUUUCACUUGUGAACCUUAGGCCUAAACCCAGCCUAAAUUAAGAAAAUGAAUAUCACCUCUUCUUUUGCCACCCCAUAAAGAUCUAACCUGAAAUGUAUGAAUUCAAACCAGUCUCUCAUAGCUGCCUGCAGAUUACCACCACAUUAAAAAUAAUGACAUUAUAAAGAGGACAACAUGGGCAAGUGUAGGUUGUACAAUAUUGCACACUACAAGGAUAGUCUUUGGAGAAUGAUAUUCAUGGGACAGAAUUAAAGGAACUUUAUCUUCUUUGACUUAGCAAGGGCAUUUAAUAUUUUCACUGGAUUAGUACUAUCAUCCUCUUUCUUCUUCUUAGACAGUCCCUGAGAGGUGAAGGGUGACUUGCUCCCACUCUUGUUCUGUGAAGUGGCUGAUGAAACCUGUGUGUGAUCUACAAAUGGAGACAGUGCACUGUUGUAUGUCAGGUGGUGUGCUUUCUUCCAUUUUCGCUGGGAUUCUCAGUGCCAUCUCAGAUGGUCCUUCUCCAUGCUAAUCAGACACAGGACAGAUAUUCCCAAGGGUUAGUAAAGAUGCUACAUUUUUUUUCCAAGCAGAUUUUGACAAAAACCCUUGAAACAUUUUCUCUGUUGUGGUAAUCUUUUGUAGUUACAAAGCUUGCAGUAAGAUGCUUGGUGUGCAGGUCAUGUGAACAAUGUGACUUGCCCAUUGGAGAUGGUCGAGUAUAAGAAGAGCUUCAGUGCUCUAGAUGUUAACCCAGAAGAUCAGCUGAUGUUGGUUCAUACCCUGAUUUUGAAAUGAAAUGUUGGUGUUGCCUCUUUGACAUGUCUGUUGUAAGUAGUUAUCUCUGAAGUUUAAAAGAGGCCGGGGAUCAGGUAGACUAUCAGCUCACUACCUGGCUUGAGAUCUUCAAACAUCUUUCCUCACAUAGCCAAGGGUUGUGCUGGCACCACUGAAGACUAUAGAAUUGCAUCAAUGAUGUUUUCCCUCAUUGAGAGGCAAUCCCUGAGAUAUAAAAACUGAUCUACACUUUCAGGGGUCUUGAUCUUUGUUGUCAGUGAUCAAUGUUGAGCAGUGGAGGUAGGUUAGUCGAGGAUGGUUAGUAUAAAGCCAAGUCAUCACUGGGUAACAACAAACAAAUCCUCUGCUCUGCACCCUAAUAGUCUGAUAAUUAAGCAGACAUUCCAUUCAAAGUAUAAAUGUUAAAUAUUUUUAAUGGAGGUUUUGUGAACUCAACAUACCUCUGAACUAGAUUUUGCAAGUCUUUGCUUUAAUAUUUUACUUCAAGGAAAAUAAAAAUUUCCUGUUUCUCAACAGCUUAGAAAAUUAUGACCAUAAAAGACAGUAUUUUAUCUAAAAGAACUGAAAAUGACUCCUUUUAAUGUUUACUUCAUGAUAAUUAUAAAGGUUAAUUUUACCACAGGGAUUCACAAAAGUAUAAUUUUUCAACAAGAAAAACUUCCCUGACCUGGCAGCUUCUGAAUGUGAAUAGCCUGCAAGACUGUUUGGACUCUCCGAGGUCCUGACCAUAUUUAGUCUAAUCUUUAAACAGAGUCAUGAGGAGGCUUAUUGAUUUCACCUCAUCUGUAUUUUAGGUUAUGUAAAUACAGCUUAUUUCUAUUUUUAUUCAAAACUCAAAACAAUCUUUCCCCUUCCCACCUCCUAGAUGCUUCAAUAGAUAAAUUCAUCACUUAUUAAGAUGGUCUUUAAUGCAAACAGGAAUGAACAUAAGUUCGAUCCCUGUGAUUUAAACUGGCAAUCAUUUCAACAACAGGGAAGGAAAUAACUUUCAGGAUUCUUGGGACUCAUUGAUGAGCAAUGUAAAAGUGUACAUGUUAGAUGAUAACACAAUGACACCUACCAAUAGUGGUGUCCAAGGGGUCUGUGCACAUGCCAAGCUAAGAUAUUAUUUCAGCCACUUCAACCCUGCUAAAUCAAGGUAUUUAAAACACUUAAGAAGCAUAUGUGACAAAUAUUAACAGAGCCUUAACUCAAAUUCCAUAAAUGGUGGAUUUUCAGUGCGGAGCAGCUGAAUCAUAGGAGUUGUGAGGUAUUCAAAGUAUUUUUUAAAAAAUUUGUUGCUAUUUGUAUUUCUGACUAAAAAUAGUUAACUCUGGAAGGGGCACCAAAACUUAAAAGAAAGACAAGGCAAAUAGUUGUAUUGAAGAUAAUGGAUCUGGGAUAAUUGUGUGAACUUUUUUCUCCAUAGAGCAUCCAGGCAUACAAUAUAGACUAUUAAAAUAAUAGAUUAUGUAUUCCAUAUCUUUUCAAAAAGUACUGGAAGGAAGUGGUUUGGUGGCCAAACUGUUGGAUUCUGUACUCUGCAGUGUUGUUUGAACAACGCCUUUACUACCUCUUGGUGUAGUUGCUCAUUGAAGAUAAGAAGAACAUGCAAAUAACUGCCAUUCAACUUCACUGGAGAAGAGCACCUCGUGUAAACAAAUCAUAGGCAAACCUAAAGCCUGGUUAUCAUAGCUCAGGGACGACAAGCAAAUAAUGUGAGAGCAGAACUAGAGUUAAGACAUAAUUAUGGUCCUUUCAAAAAUUAGAGAAGGAUGAUUGGCAAUUAAAAUGCUACAAAUAGUGAUAAAUAAGUCUACGUCAUAUGCAAAUUACAAUUUAUUUUACAUAGUAUGAUACAAGUGAGAAGAAAUGUUGAAAGAUGAGGACAAACAAGACCAUUUCUCUAUGAAGAGUUGAUAUUGAAUAAAUCUUGAAGUCUGCUUUUAUUUUAGAAUUUUAAAAGACAUUCUACCCCGUACUAAUCCUAAAGUGCUCUGUACCAUGAAGUUCCUACAGAAUAUUAUCUUCAUUAUCAGUCUGUGGUAGACAGUUCUGCAGUUGUGCAAUUACUGUUAUUUUAAUAUUCUUAUCAAAAGUACUUUUAAAAUAAUUGGCACUCCUUUUAUAUAUUCAAUGGUCUAGUGUUAAGCACACAUUGUAAAAAGCAACAUACCAAUAGGAUUCACAUGAUAUGCAUAAGUUAGUUGGUUGGGUCUGGUUAAAAAGAAAUAUUGAAAAAAAUAAUAAAAAUGUGUAAAUAUGGUAUUUUGUUGUUGUACAAAAUUCUGCUUUAGUUUCCUUCACCAAAUAAAUUGCAGUUUGUCACAAAUAUCUGUGACUGAGUACAGGUAUGCACAAUAAGUUAACUGGAGCAAAAAAUUUGCAAAUGCUAAACCACUCAGUAGGUCUUUUGGUGUGGGAGGGGGGGUGAAACAUUUCAAGUCAAGGGUCUUUUGUAACAGCUGGAAAAGUGAGAAAUCAAAUGUGUUUAAGUUGCAGAGAGGGGGCAAGAACAGAGGGAAUGUCCAUGAUCAUGUGCAAUCCAAAGUUGUCAAGGCAGCGAUCACUUUACGAAAAAAAACAGCAGUUGGAGACAGAAAAGAAUAAUGAAAAAAACUGAACCAGAAAGUUAUAGCAGAUCCAUGGAGAGAAAGAGGAAAAAAAAGUUACCUGAAAUUGUUUUAACAUAGAAUAUAGAACAGGCCAUUCAGCCCAUGAUGUCUGCACGGAACACAAUGCCAAAUUAAACUAGGUCUCUUCUGCCUGUACAUCCCUCCAUUCCCUGCAUAUGUAUGUGUCUAUCUAAAACCUUCUUAAACACUACCAUCGUAUAUGCACCUACUACUCUGUGUGUGUGUGUGUGUGUGUGUGUGUGUGUGUGUGUGUGUGUGUGUGUAGAAAAAACUUGUCACGCAAAUCUCCUUUAAACUUUCACCCUCUCACAUUAAAUGCGUGUCCUUAAGUACUUAAUGCAUAUCCUUAAGUACUUGACAUUACUACCCUGGAAAAAAGAUUCUGACUGCCUACCCUAUCUAUGCCUUUCCUAAACUUCUAUCAGGUCUCCUCUCAGCCUCUAACGCUCCAGAGUAAACACGCUGGAGUGUGCCCUUUCCAAAGCCCCCAUGUCUUUUCUGUAAUGGGGCAACCAGAAUUGCACACAAUGCUCCAAGCGCGGCCUAACCAACACUUUAUGUAACUACAACACAUUUUCCUUACUCUUAUACUCAAUGCCCGAACAAUGAAGGCAAGUAUGCCAUACACCACCUCUACCACCCUAGCUACUUCCAUAGCCACUUUCAGGCAACUAUGGACUACAGACCCAAAAUCCCUCUGUACAUCAAUGCCAUUAAGAGUCCUGCCAUUAACUGUAUACCUUCCCCUUACAUUUAGCGUCACCGUAUUAAACUCCAUCUGCUGUUUCUCUGCCCAUAUCUGUAACUGAUCUAUGACCUUCUUUCUGUCCACAACUCCAUCAAUCCUUGUGGCGUCUUCAAACUUACUAAACCCACCCAUCUACAUCAAAGUUAUUUACAUACAUCAUAAACAACAGAGGUCCCAGCACCAAUCCCUGUGGAACACCACUGGUCAUAGACCCCUGACCAGAAUAAGACCCUUCCACUACUACUCUGUCUCCUAUGGGCAAGCCAAUUCUGAAUCCAAAGUAACCUAGUCACCAUGGACCCCAUGCAUCUUCAUCUUCUGGAUCAGCCUACCGUGAGGGAGGGACCUUGCUAAAGUCUAAGGCAAUUGAUGUCAGUGUUAUUAAUCACCUUCGUCCCCUCCUCAAAAAAAACUCAAUCAAAUUUGUAAGACAUGACCUGCCCCACACAAAGCUAUGCUGUCCCCAGUCAAGCCAUGCUUUUCCAAAUGUGUGUAAAUCCUAUCCAAUAGUUUCCCUUUCACUGAUCUGAGGCUUACCGGCUUAUAAUUUUCUGUAUUAUCCUCAGUGUAAACUCAGUAUUACAUUACAAUGACUGUAGUCUACCCAGAUAAAAGAUGAAGUGCUGUUCCUCCAGUUGAUAUUAGGCACUGUUAGAGCAAUGUAGGAGACUGAAGACAAAAAGUGUAGGAGACUGGAAGCUUUGCGUUCAUUCUGAGGCCAGGCUGUAAGAGACUGGAAGCUUUUACAGACUGGCCCUCACCCUAGACUGUGCGCCAUUUCUCCUUUCUUCACAAUUCCUGAUCCAACUGGAUCCCUCAUUCUACCCUCCUACCCAUUGUAGACACAUUCAUUACAACUAACAGUGAAACAGUGGCAGUCUGAAUUUUUCCUACACUCCUCUGAACUUGCCACACAUCGUGUGUUCCACACAUUAAGGGCCAACCCUGACUUGGACCUCAAACCUGUAAACAAGGACGGUGCUGUGGUAGUUUGGUGAACUAACUGCUACCUAGUGGAAGCCUAAUGUCAGCUCUCAGACACCACCCCAAUGCCUCUCACUGGACCACAAUCCCACCAGCAACCAUCAGACCAUCACUUCUCAGAUAUUCCUUGACCUCAGUUCCUUGGGAGAUCCUCCUUCCAUGGCAUCAAGCUUCACGGUCACCCAGAGCUGCACCACAUGCCUCUACCUCUUAGCCAAGAUCACAGAUCAUUCUAUUCUGCUGGUUCCUUUUUUCUCAGCUUGUUCUUAUACCACAGAACUCAUUUCUUCCUACUUUAAUCCCACACUUUCUCCACUUGUUCAUUCCCUUACCACUGACAUCCUUGUUGCCUCUGAUGCCCUCCAGCACUUUGUUUCCAGAUUCCUGGUGCCAAAUGACUCAUCUUCACCAUAGGCAUUGAAUCCCUCAGUACCUCGAUCCCAUACAGAAUAGUCUGAGGGCCCUUUAUUUUUUCCCUGAACAGAGGCUUAGCUAAUCCCUUAAUUCACCGCUCUCCUUCCCCUGGCUGAACUCUUACUGACCUGGAGAAACUGGGUGUUGUUCAAAGGCAUAGUUAUGGGAAUUUGUAUGGACCUAAGCCAUUCAUGCCUUUUGUUGAUUACAUGGAACAGUUCUAUUCAGGCCCUACCCCUCAACUUUCUUUCUGUUACAUUGAUGACUGAAGCUUCCUGCAAUGGUACAGAAUUUAAAAAUUUCAUCAACUUUUCUGCCAGUUUACAUCCCGCUCUUAUGUCUGUGUCUGAUUAUACCCAUCCCUUUCUUGACAUCUCUAACCCCAUCUCAGGAGGUGGUUGGCUAGCAAUAUCCCAUUGAAAUUCCACCAAUUCCCACAGCUAUCUCAAGUACCUCCCCAUUCUGCAUCCUGAAAGGGCUCCAAUCCAUUCUCCAAGUUCCUCCACUUCCGGCAGGAUUCUGAACUGUUUCUCCUCUGCUCUCACUCCCUCUCUCCUCAACCAGAUCAAGGAAUUUCCCUCAUUCUUACUCCAUCCCAUCAGCCUCCACAUUCAAUGGAUUAUCCUCCAUAGUUUCCUCUAUCUCCACCAGAAUUCCACCACCAGACACACCUUUCCUUUCAUCAUCCUGAAGAAUGUGUUCCAUCCAUGACUCCGCGGUCCCCUCUUGCAGUUACAACAACAAUUCCCCCUCUCACAGCACUUUCCCAUGCAAUCAGAGAUGUAACAUCUGCUUUUCUCCCUCUUCCCACCAUCCAGGGAUCCAAACAGUCCUUACAGGUGAAGAAGUGAUUCACAAGAACUUCUGAUUUAGUAUACAUUACAUUCAUUAUUCUCAAUGUCGUCUUCUCUACAUUGGAGAAACCAAACGCAGAUCGGAUGACUACUUUGCAGACCAAGUCCAUUCAGUCCACAAGGGUGACUCUGAGACUCUAGCGUCACAUCAGUUUAAUUCUCCAUCCCAUUCUCUCACUGUCUCCAUGCCCCUUAUACUGGUCCAAGUAUGACCAAUGUAAGGUCAAGGAACAGCACCUCAUCUUCCAUUUGAAAAUGUUACAACUAUUGGGAUUUCUUAAUAUUGAGUUUUAACAAUUUCUGGUAAUCUCUUUGUUUCUCUUUCAAUGGUUUGUCUGGAUCCUUCUGGUCCAAUUUAUUUUGCUUUUUUCUCUUCCGUCUCCAAAUGCCGUUUUUAUAGUCAUUGUUACCUUGACAACAUCGGUUUGUAUCAUAUCACAGAUGUUCCCUGUGUUCCCUACGCCUUUCUCAUCUCGGCAACUUAAAUAAUGCUUCUCACUUUUCCAGUUCGGAUCAAGGGUCUUGACCAAAUGUCAAUUAUGUUCAUCUGUCCACUGAUAGUGCCUGACCUGCUGAAGCUUUCAGCAUUUUGUCCAUUUAUAAAUAAAUUAUUCAUCAAGCCAAUGUAAACAGUAUGAUGUAUUCUUGUAUAGUCUCAUUUCAUUAUUCGACAUUCUUCAAGAAAUGAUAAAUACAUAUUUGGCCAUAAAUAAUUACAUCAAUCAAAAUUAUACGCUCUUGUGAUUGUUUAAAAUAGAAGCCAACUAGUCUAUUCUAAGUGAAGCAAUAUAUCACACACUAAAGAGUUGGCCAUUCUACCUGAUCAUCAAACUAAACUCUGUUUAUCUACCAUUACUUUUUGCUACCCUUAUUUGACAUACAAUCAAUCAAUAUCAGUCUUGAAAUUUUCAAUUAACAUUGACCACAACCUUUUGGUUGGCGUUUUCCAGAUGUCCACCACUGUACACAUUAUUUGAAAAAAUGUUUCCAAGUUCCAUCCUAGCUGAUCUAGCGUGUGAU
Molecule: messenger RNA, 14278 nt
Organism: Pristis pectinata (smalltooth sawfish)
Lineage: Eukaryota; Metazoa; Chordata; Chondrichthyes; Rhinopristiformes; Pristidae
Product: dedicator of cytokinesis protein 4-like
Exons: 56
Coding region: 181-6120 (1979 amino acids)
Biological process (GO): cell chemotaxis; mitochondrial respiratory chain complex assembly; small GTPase-mediated signal transduction
Cellular component (GO): plasma membrane; mitochondrial inner membrane peptidase complex; cytoplasm
Molecular function (GO): guanyl-nucleotide exchange factor activity; serine-type endopeptidase activity; small GTPase binding
Source: RefSeq, a predicted model, not a curated record